AUGCCGUGUUUUCUCUGUUCAAAGGGUGAUGAGUGCUUUGGCAUGCACACACCCUUAGCUUUCACAAUUUCCAUGUGUCCCAAUAUGAACCCCACCUUGGUCGCAGUGGUCACUUACAAGGGAGACCUUGGGUGCUGCAAGGUGGGAGACACUACAUGGAAAGGUUAUCACACAAGUGACAAGUUCUACUCCAACGUGGCUUUUCAUGAUAACAAACUUUAUGCUGUGGAGCGAGGUGGUUUGAAGGUGAACAUGUUCAAGUAUGAUGCGGGAGUGCUUGUUCAUGUUGGUAGUGUGGAAUCCACUAACCCAAUUGAACAUAUUCCUAAUAUGUCAAGACCCAUUAGGUCCUAUUGCAUGACCAUUUACUUGGUGGAGUGCGAAGGGAAGGUUUUUGUUGUGAAGAGAUUCUCCGAUGACACCAAAUUUCAUACACCAACUAUAAACUUUCUUAUUUUUGCGGUGGAAGAAAACUGCACCAUCCCUCAGUUGGUGAAGGUGGAUAAUUUAAAUGAUCAUGUUUUGUUUGUGGCUAACCUCAACAUAGAAUGUCUUGAUGCGAAGUAUUGUCCAAAGUUCCAGCGUGGCAGCGUGUACUUCACUUGCAACUCUGAAAAUUCCUUCACUACUGAAGUAGGAGUGUUUUCAAUUUCAGAUAGAACUAUAGAUAAGAUUCCUCUCACUAAUCCUCCGAUGCAAUCUCCAACUUCAAUUUGGAUGAUGCCUAGGUUUUCAUUUGAAUGUGAUUGUGAAGUGUGCAUCUCUGCACCGUGGUUUAAGCCUAGGGUGUUGAGGAAAAAACAUAUAAGUAAAACUAGUGUUGCAUGA
Lotus japonicus is the source of this 828-nucleotide messenger RNA. RefSeq lists its product as uncharacterized. NCBI's taxonomy places the organism in Eukaryota, Viridiplantae, Streptophyta, Magnoliopsida, Fabales, Fabaceae. The record is from RefSeq and is a predicted model, not a curated record. The transcript has 2 exons. Bases 1 to 828 code for a protein of 275 amino acids.